Paramecium octaurelia is the source of this 1329-nucleotide messenger RNA. The record is from the annotation of a GenBank genome assembly. NCBI's taxonomy places the organism in Eukaryota, Ciliophora, Oligohymenophorea, Peniculida, Parameciidae.
AUGUCAUACCGAGAACUACGUAACUUCUGCGAAUAAAUGAGGGCUUUGGGGUAUCACCGAAUCAUCUCGAUGGAGAACUUUAGAAGGCCUAAUUUUGAAUUAGUUGCUGAUAUCUUAUAUUGGUUAGCCUUGAAAUAUGAUCCUAAUACAGACAUCUCAGACAACAUCGAUGAGGAAGUAUACAAACGCGAAUUAACAAAUAGCGUCAUCGAGUUGAAUUCAUCAAACAGAUUACUACUCUUUUCGUAAGUAAAGCCAGGCUCAAGAUAAAUCCAAAGAGGUUAUAUAUGGCAGAUGUGUAUGCAGUUCAAGAAAUAUUGAAAAUUUCAACAUUUUUAUAUAAGGCGUAAGUGUCCUAGCCGGCAGAAGAGGAUGAAGUGCAUGAUUUCGUAAACAUUUUGAUUUGAUUUAUCCAAGUCCCUCCCUUCUAAAUUAAGCAAUAUCAAGAGUCAUAAGGUGUUGGCAUAAGAAAUUAAUGAUUUGGCCACUAGGUUAUACGACUAAUUGGGGAAGGAGGAUGAAGUGAGAGUUGCUAGAGUAUUAAUUCGAAUUCUAUACAUAGGAAAAAGCAUUAUAGUUCUUAUAAACUGUCUCUAGAGGUGGUAGUUCCCAAUCAGAGCAGUCUUAUAUUUAAUUGUGCAUUUAAUCUAUAUUGAAACAACAAGAUUCAAGCAUUGAGGAGAUGUCUAAAUAUGUAAGUGGCUUGGAGAGAGAGCAGAAGCAAAUUGAUGAAAAAAUCAAGAGAAAGACAAAAGAAUUGGAAUAGGCAGAGAAGAGAUUGAAGGGGAUGACUAGUGUGAAGCCCGCUUAUUAAGAAGAAUACGAUAGAUAGGAAUAUGAGUUGGAAAAGCUAUAUUAGGUAAAUUUAAUAUGGAUCAAUUAGAUUUAUGUUGAGAAAUUCAGAAAUCUUGUUUAUUUAGAACAUGUUUUGGAUGCUCUAAAUAGAUAAGAAGAAAUAAAAUAAAAGAAGGCGCAGCAAUAAUUAGUGGGUUUCUAAACUUAAAUUUAAAAAGAUAUAGAAACUGACUUGAAAGGGGAAGAUGAAGAAGAAAACUAGGAUUAGUUAGGGUAAUUAGGAGGAGACUCUAGGUUACGAUCAAGUAAUCAAGAGAAACGAAACAAUGAAUUUAUGAGAUAAUAACAAGGAGGAUUUAAUAAAUAGCAGAUGAAUGAAGACAUAGAUAUGGACGGUAUAGAUAAUAGAAGUGGAUGUGAGGAUGAGGAAGAUGAGGAAGAGGAGGAAGAGUAAGAUAUGGACAAUUUGGAAGAUGAUGUUGAAGAAGUAAGCUUUUGAAAAUAACAUAUUUAUUAUAUGUAUAAAUAUAAUUA